GGUUACAUUUAUUCCGGAGUCACUAUGGCAAAUAAAAAAAAUAGCAGACGUUCUGAUCGCUUGGUGUCCUUGGAAGAACGGUGUGGCUCAUCACCGUCGUGCCCCAGUACCGGUGAGCCUGUAGCCGGUACGUCCCGGUCGUCUGUGGCGGUUGCGGCGGGAGUUGAAGCGCCUUCUUCGCAAGUCUACCCCGCGAGCCCCAUCACAAGCGACUCCACGUCGACGGACAGGAUCGUUAAUGCGAUACGAUCGAUCAACACGACGGGGCAAUCAACCGGGAAGCUGGAUUCUGGCAUGCGCGGACCAUAUCGCGUGGUCAAGGCGCUACCCCAUGGUCGCUAUGAGCUACAACUGUUGGCUAGUUUCUACAGAAAGCUGACCCAGGUCGCGGCUGAAUUUAUGUCGCCGUGGUGCCGAGUCUGAUGAAACGGAGUCUGCAAUUGACCAGCCAGCCAGCGAGGUUGCAUUGCCCAAUGGAGCGUUCGAGCCUGUACCAAGUACUUCAAGUGGAGUGCGAGCCGCUGCUAUUCGAAAAAGGAGAACGGGGACGUCCUCCAGUCAGGAGAGGCCGUGUUAGCAUAGUGGCCACCCUGCAGCAAGGAUGGCAACACCAAUUUACUGAUGACAACACUGUGGGGAAAAGCGCCUAUAUAAGUCGUUGCAUGAUCAUUUAACUCCCUCUUUUUCGGUAAGGCGCUUUGGUAAGGGGAAACUCUGCCCGAUUGAGUAGUCAAUUCCUAAAUU
Aricia agestis (brown argus) is the source of this 744-nucleotide messenger RNA. RefSeq lists its product as uncharacterized. Lineage: Eukaryota; Metazoa; Arthropoda; Insecta; Lepidoptera; Lycaenidae. The coding region runs from base 25 to 423 and encodes 132 amino acids. The transcript has 4 exons. The record is from RefSeq and is a predicted model, not a curated record.